AUGGUUCUAUUCAGUAGUUCACUGAAUGGAGGCGAGAUGUCGUUCUUUGGACGUGCCGCGAAAUGGCUGCCUCUUGCAGUCACGGCUCUCUUCAUCAGCACAGCAAUCGUCCUGCUCCUAUCAUCGACUCCCUCACAGCAUGGCAUCCCCACCCUUUACCUCCCACGCGUUCAAGUCAGCACGGCCUGGGUGGAGCCGGUGGGGGAUGAGCCUCAGUCGGAGAUCGAGGCUAUUUGGGCGGCGCAUGCCGCCAAACACAUGGCGUUCGGGAAGGUGCAUCGGCCCAGACGCCCGGCGGAGGCUCGGCAAGAGGUUCGGGAAGAGGCUGGGGAAGAGGCUGCUGGGGACGAGGUUCGGCAGCAUGGGUGGAGUGAGGGGAAGUGCGAGGGCAAGUGCUGCUCCAAUGCUGCUCCCGCGCUCGCCCCCGGCGUUCCCAAGAUGACUUCUCUGUGGCUCAGCAGCCAGCUGGCACACGGCGCUAGGGUGAUAGUGCGCACCAAGACAUGGGGCACGUGGUGGGCGGCAGCAGACGGGGUGAACUGGGAGGGGCGUGUAGGCCGGGUCUAUUCCACGCCCAGUGCCUCACAGGCGCUCACCAUCAUUCGGGUCUCAGACUCUGAGUUCCAAUUCCUGACUCCCAGCAACACCUUUCUAACAAAAGCAGCGUCCAUGUUCCUGGAGACAACUACCAACGCCUCGGAUCCGCUCACUGUGUUCACCAUCGAGUAUAUUCCAGAUACGGUCUACGUGGUCUUCAAAUCCUCCGAUGGAUGGUACAUCUCACAGAACGGCGAAAAUGGCCCGCAGUUCUGGUGGCAAGGGGAGCCGGGCGACUGGGAGCGGCUUGAUGUGCGGGAGAUCAUGUGGGUGCCGGCCAUUCGAGGGGCGAAUCUGGGGUCGUGGCUCAUGACUGAGCCGUGGAUGAAUAGAGAGGUGUUCAAGUUUGCUGGAUACAGCGAUGGCACCCGGUUCACUCUUCGCUCGGUGAUAUCGGGCCAAUACGUCACAGCGCCCGGUGGUGGUGGAACAAUAAUGACUUGCAACGGUUCACUGAAUAAGGACGCGUAUCUCCACCUCACCACCGUUCGAAACGCCUCCUCCAACACUCGCAGAAUAGCCGUGCAGUGGCUGCAGUACUGGGCUGUACGGGACAACUCACCCAACGUCUGGGUCCAAUCCACAGAGCCCGAGGGCGCAGCGAGCAACUUUGAGCUCUUUAUUUACGGCAUUCCCCUCAACAAAUCAACGGAGCAGAGGGGCGGCGAUGUGCGUGUGGUGCUGCGCGCUCCCAACGGCCUCUUCCUGCAGGCCAACCCUGACGGCUCCCUCACUGCUGAUCUCAUGGACUCCCUCAAUAAUGACGCUAUCUGGAGCAGUGCUGCUGCAUUUGACCUCUCUGUGCUGUGGCGGGUGGAGGCGGAUUGGCAGGCGGCCUACACAGCCGGCGCAGCAGCCCCAUCAAUCUACGAGAACAUUCGCCGAAACUUCAUCAAGGAAGCAGACUGGCAGAAAAUGCAAGAACUAGGCGUCAACACAGUGCGAAUCCCCCUGGGCUACUGGAUUGGCCUCGAUGCCUCCCCUGAGUUCCCUUUCGUGCCGGGAGCAGUGACAUACCUGGAUUGGGCGUUUGAGAUGGGGAGGAAGUACGGGGUGAGGAUCUGGUUCAGUGUGCAUGUGGCGCCGGGGUCACAGGCUGGCAAGGGGAAUGCGCGGGAUGGGCUGAUUCGCUGGCGAGGGGCCAAUAUCAACCGCACGCUCGACUUUGUCACAUGGCUUGCUGACAGGUACGGUGCCGACCCUAUGUGGCUGGGCAUGGGGCUGCUGAACGAGCCGGUGGUGGGGGGGGCGAACGGGUACGCGGGGGUGGAUCUGGAGGACAUGCGGGGGUACUACUCCGCGGCCUUCAACGCCAUCCGCGCGCGCUGCCUGUGCUGCUUCGUGGCCAUGGAGGGCCGCGUGGGCAGCAACUUUGGCGACGUGAUGUGGCACAUGAAUGACGCGUGGCACAACAAUGUGAUCCUGGAGCAGCACAUCUACGACGUCUUUGGCAACUUCUUCAGCUCCCAGGGCGUCAACUUUGAACUUGAUUACGCCUACACCACCAGAGUCAACAACAUCGUCAGUUUCCAGGAGAAAGUGGGGCGGCAGCUGCUGGUGGGGGAGUUCUGCAAUGCGAUGGGCAACCCUGCAACACCGGAGCAGCAGGCCAACUUCUCUCUCGCCCAGAUGAAGGCCUUCAGUCACGCCAAGGCUGGCUGGUUCUUCUGGUCCUGGAAACUCAACACCACUGGGACGCACCACUGGCAGUUUGUCAACAGUUACGAGCGAGGCUGGUUGCCCAAAAAGCCUGAUGUGAUCACUCGCCUCGAGAUUAUCGAACUGCGGGACACACCCUCUUGGUUUCAUCAGUCAAGUCGCGAAUCAUUGACUGCAGCAGCAACGAUGAACGUAGAGGCCAUCCUUCGUCGGCAUCCUUCCAAGAAGCUUCGCCGUGUUUUGGAGGACCCUUCCACGUAUAGGUUCCAGGUGCUUGUAUCAGAAGUUACUGCAAACGCUAAUGGUCAGCCCUGUCUGCGUCGACAGGGCUACCGAGUGGAUCAUGAGUACUUCUAUCCUGCCAGUGCCAUCAAGCUGUGUGCUGCAGUGGUGGCUCUUCUGAGAGUGGCAGAGUACCAAGCUCGAGGCGUGAACGUAUCGUUGAACUCGCCUCUCUCGUUCCUCCCUCUGUACCCCGGAGACAAGGAGGAGAGCCAUGACCCGUCCAACUUGAACGGAGGGCAUAUCACAAUUGCUCAUGAGAUCAGAAAGAUGUUCCUGGUGUCUAGCAACACGGCAUACAACAGGCUCUAUGCAUUCACAGGACAAAGGCGACUCAAUGAAGCCAUGCACUCCCUGGGUCUCUCCUCUGCGCACCUCUCCCAUCGCCUCUCCCUCCACCUCUCUCCUCUCGACAACCGGCGCUGUGAACCAGUGCGAGUGGGCUUGGAAGCCAAUGCACCAGAAUACUGCUUUCCUCCCAAGUGGAGUAGUGUUGAGCUGCCUCCCGUAGAGGGAGUGGAGGGGUUGCUGGUGGGGCGUGCUUAUAUCGAUGCCAAUGGCACCCAGGUCAACGCGCCUUUGGACUUCUCCCCCAAGAAUCGCUUGACUCUCGUUGACCUGCAGAACCUCCUCGUGCUGCUCAUGCGCCCAGACAUACAGCUGCCUGGCUGUCAACCGAUUGGAUUGGAUGAGGGUCACAGGCUGCUGCUGCUGGAGGCUAUGAGGCAAUACCCUCGGGAGUCCCGCAAUCCCAGAUAUGCUGACAAGAAGUACACAGACGAUUACUGCAAGUUUUUCCUGCCCGGACUGUGCCGAGUGCGACCAAAGGAAGCUCUGCGCAUCUACAACAAGAUUGGGCAGGCGUUUGGCUUCACCAUUGAUAACGCCUAUAUUCUCGACAUAGAGACGGGAAGGGAGUUCUUCCUCUCUCUUGCUCUCUACACCAAUGAAAAUAGCUGCCUGAAUGACGAUAAGUACGAGUAUGACCUGGCAUAUGACGUGGCAGCUGACGUGGCAGAGGCCAUUGCGAUGGCCUUGUGGGAUGAUAAGAACAUGACUCGAGACCAGGAUGUGUACUAUGCCUAA
This is a messenger RNA of Closterium sp. Yama58-4, 3624 nucleotides long. The record is from the annotation of a GenBank genome assembly. NCBI's taxonomy places the organism in Eukaryota, Viridiplantae, Streptophyta, Zygnematophyceae, Desmidiales, Closteriaceae.